Messenger RNA from Diabrotica virgifera virgifera (western corn rootworm), 2165 nucleotides. RefSeq names its product protein farnesyltransferase subunit beta (gene Fntb). The coding region runs from base 909 to 1919 and encodes 336 amino acids. Gene Ontology annotation, biological process: protein farnesylation. Gene Ontology annotation, molecular function: protein farnesyltransferase activity. The transcript is spliced from 9 exons. The record is from RefSeq and is a predicted model, not a curated record. Gene Ontology annotation, cellular component: protein farnesyltransferase complex. NCBI's taxonomy places the organism in Eukaryota, Metazoa, Arthropoda, Insecta, Coleoptera, Chrysomelidae.
UAGUUGUUCUGCUUUCUUUAUUCCUGUCCACUCCCGGAUAUUCUUCAACCAAGAGGCUUGCUUUCUACCAAUUCCUUUGCGUCCUUCGAUUUUACCCAUCAUAAUAAGUUGAAGAAUAUUAUACCGGUCUCCGGUCUCACAAUGUGUCACAAGAAUAAGAUAUUGUACAGUCAUUGUACUUCUUCUAUUAAAGGUGCUGAGACCGCUUUUCGAUCGUUGGCUUUCAUGUUGCCCAGCAUAUUAACAAUCAUUGUCUUAUUUACAGCCUCACGAAAUAGUUCAGUGCCAGUUUUCCCAAACCAUUGCGUAGGUUUUUAAGCUAAGAAGUUGUAUGGUGACCCACACUUUUUUUUCCCAUUAUUUUACUUUGCAUGACAAGGUGAAGUAUGUCAUAUUUUUCUGGGUGAUCAUUGUACAGAACCCGCUUAUUAGAAUACAGUUUAUAGGAAUAUCCCGCUUUAAGGAACAGAAAUUUGUUAUCCCUUUCGUGGCCGGCUGACACGAUCGUGAGCUCAUGUUUAUGUGGGUAUCAAUAUCAAAAUAAACAUAUUUUUACUAGGAAAGAUGAUAUCAAUAUGUUGUGUCUAUCGUGUAUUAUCAGAGUAACUGAAAUUAUAACAAAUUCGCCCUUAGUUUGCAAUAGAAUACCCUAUAAAGAAGGCUGUGUAUUUUGACGACAAAACCGAUAAAGGUGUGCCUCUCACCCACGAUUUGGCUCUAGAGGUAUUAAAUGAUGGUAACUAGUCCGAAAUAGAAGAUUUAGAUGGCGAAAAUGAUGUUGCUUUUGACAUUCAGAUGUUUAAAAAUAACACUGAUGACAAGGAUAUUGAAGAAACUGUAUUAGAUGAAGAACCUGUAUUGGAUGAAGAACCUGUUCCUUCAACAAGCUCUUCUUCAGCAAAGAGGCAAUGGAAAGACAUGACAUUUCAGCAAAAAAUGUAUUAGAUGCUAGUCGACCUUGGUUAUGCUAUUGGAUAUUGCAUCCUUUAUCUUUAAUAAAUAUUCAAUUAGAUGCUAGAAGGAAAAAAGUUAUUGCUAAGUUUCUAGCAAAAUGCCAGAGUCCUAAUGGUGGUUUUGGCGGAGGACCUGGUCAGAUACCUCAUUUGGCUACUACAUAUGCAGCCGUAAAUGCCUUAGUCAUUUUAGGAACAGAAGAAGCUUUAAAUGUAAUAAAUAGGAAAAAAUUACAAGAAUUUCUAUGGAGGGUACGGCAGGUUGAUGGAUCUUUUCAAAUGCAUGAAAAUGGGGAGGUUGAUAUACGAGGAGCUUAUUGUGCUCUUUCAAUAGCUAGUCUUACUGGAAUCAUGACUCCAGAAUUGUUUAGGAAUACUGCAGAGUGGAUAGUAAGUUGUCAAACAUACGAGGGUGGAUUCUCUGGAUGUCCUGGUAUGGAAGCUCAUGGCGGAUACGCAUUUUGUGGUUUAGCAGCCUUGGUAAUACUCAAUAAAGGACAUUUAGUAGAUGAACGAGCUCUACUGAGAUGGUUAGUACAGAAGCAAAUGAAAGUAGAGGGUGGAUUUCAAGGCAGGACUAAUAAACUAGUUGACGCCUGUUAUUCUUUUUGGCAGGGAGGCGCUUUUCCUUUAAUAUAUUCUCUAUUAUACGAUGCUGAGAAUCCACCAAAACACCAUCUGUUUGACAACGGUUGCCUACAGGAAUAUUUGCUAGCCUGCUGCCAAAAUCCUAACGGUGGCCUCAUAGACAAACCAGGAAAAAACAGAGAUCUGUAUCACACUUGUUAUGCUAUAAGCGGCCUUUCGAUAGCUCAACAUUUCAUGGAUACUACACCAAUACUAGGUCCCAAACGUAAUGAAGUGCUGUGCACCCAUCCUUUGUACAACAUUAGGCCAGAUUUUGUUCGGAAAGCUUUGUUAUAUUUCAACGGGUUAGGUUCACCCGAAGAUGAAAUGCAGACCUGACAAAACAGGAACUACAGAAUGAGCGCGUAUCAACUACUCCUAUUUUUAAAAUUUAUUGUUAAAGUUUUGUUGAGGUUAUGUUUUUAUAAGGUAUUUUAGCAGUUUCAAUUUUAUUACCAUUUUUUAUUUCUAUUUAAGAUUUAACGACUUACCACAACUGUGUCAUCUGAAGAUUAAGAUUUUAUAUAAAAACAUUUAUACUUGUAGGUAGUACCACCUAUUUUUUAAUAUACUGAAUAUAAAGUU